AGAGGCUGAACUACGCACGAUCGUUAGUUAUCGUCUGAUUUGUGUUACGUAGCGAAAUAAGGAAAUUUACCAUCGUUCGUUGGUCAUGGCUGUGAAUCCUACAUCAAAGAUUUUGUCCAAAGUCGUAAACAGCAGAGUAGGUCUGAACUUCUUGGCGAACGGUCGUAAAUAUAUCCACGUAACAUCUGCAGUCACAAUGCCGGUCAAGAGUGGAGACAAGCUACCAAGUGUAGAUUUGUAUGAAAACAGCCCUGCCUCUAAAGUAAAUAUUGCUGAAUUGACUGCCAGAAAGAAAGUUAUUAUCUUUGGUGUUCCUGGUGCCUUUACUCCUGGUUGUUCAAAGACUCAUUUGCCAGGCUAUGUUUCUGAUUUUGACAAAUUCAAAUCAAAGGGAGUUGAUGAGAUUGUUUGUGUUUCUGUCAAUGAUCCAUUUGUGAUGGCUGCGUGGGGAAAGGAACAUAGUGCAGAUGGAAAAGUCCGAAUGCUGGCAGACACCAAUGGCGCUUUCACGAAAGCCAUGGAUCUAGAAAAGGAUUUGACAGGACCUUUGGGUAGCAUCAGGUGUCAACGCUUCUCAAUGCUUGUUGAAGACGGAGUAGUUAAGACUGCAAAUGUUGAGCCUGAUGGUACAGGCUUGACUUGCUCCCUAUCCAAUAGUCUAUUGUCUCAAUUAUAGAUGUGUGAUUUAAGUGGGACUAUAAAAGCAAUUUCUGGUUUUAGCCACGUAUCUCGUAGAUAGUAUACAUCAGCCUCCUUGUGUUAUAAAAUAACAUGGUGAUUGAAAAUAUUCUUCCUGCUUAUUACUUAUGCACCAGUUAAUAUACAGUACCUUACUGAAACCUGAA
This is a messenger RNA of Daphnia magna, 845 nucleotides long. Its product is annotated as peroxiredoxin-5, mitochondrial. Gene Ontology annotation, cellular component: cytoplasm; mitochondrion; peroxisome. NCBI's taxonomy places the organism in Eukaryota, Metazoa, Arthropoda, Branchiopoda, Diplostraca, Daphniidae. The record is from RefSeq and is a predicted model, not a curated record. Gene Ontology annotation, biological process: cell redox homeostasis; hydrogen peroxide catabolic process; cellular response to oxidative stress. The transcript is spliced from 3 exons. Bases 86 to 676 code for a protein of 196 amino acids. Gene Ontology annotation, molecular function: thioredoxin peroxidase activity.